CUUUUUUUAUCAAUAAUCUGCUACGUUAUCAAUUAUGUGAUACGAUGAUAUUGUUUGACCAAUCCGAUGACUUCCCUCUUAAAUUUUAAUUUAAGGUUAAGAUAACAAACUUGAAAUGUAAACAAAGUACAAAAUACAAAUUAGAGACAUUUAAUUUGUUCGUUGAGUUGACACUUGUUGUCUAUAUAGUUUUUACUUUUACUGUUCGGCACUUUGCUAUAGUGUUGUCUAAUACAAUAUAUUGUCAGUUACUCACUUACCACUUCCCGGUUGCGAGUUGUCGCUUAUCAUUUGUCCUUUUUCACGUCUAGUCCGUUCAUUGUUCACAUCAAAACUAUAGUAAAAUACUUCUUUAGGAUUGACUGUUCUCCGUAAUAAAAAUAUUCUUCACUUUUGAGUCUUGAGAACUAGCUAACCGCCUUAAAAUACAUUUUUUAUAUUCACCACUUUUACCUGCUAGUUACUAUGUGGUGAGUUGAAGUCGAUCAUAACUGAAAUCGUUUCGUGACAAAUAAAUAUUCAAUUUAUUAAAUCUCGAUUAAGUUAUUAAAUUAUAAUGAACAGUAACUAUAAAGUUUGCCAUACCAUUGCUGAUGUGAAAUCGGUGAUUUCGUCUGAAAAUAAUUCAUUUGAUGUUCGCAUCGAAUCUGAUUUGCCUGAAUCGACGACAACUGAAAAAUGUAUCUUGGGAAUUGACGAAGCUGGCCGUGGUCCUGUCCUAGGUCCAAUGGUAUAUGGUACAUCUUACUGUUCAGUAGACAAUCAAGCUAUACUAAAGACAUUAGGAUGUGCCGAUUCAAAAGUUUUGUCUGAACAAGCUCGAGAUGAUAUCUUUGAUGGAAUAACAAAACAAUCUGAAAUACUUGGAUGGGCCGUACACAUUAUAUCACCUACUACAAUAAGCAAUUGUAGCUUUAGGAGGCAAAAGUGUUCUUUGAAUGAAAUUUCACAUAAUGCUGCCAUUGGUUUGAUACAACGAGUUUUGGAUAGAGGAGUAAAUAUUUGUGAAGUAUUUGUAGAUACUGUUGGACCACCUGAAAAGUACCAAGAAAAAUUACUAUCAAUAUUCCCUCAACUAAAAAUCACAGUGUCUAAAAAAGCUGAUUCUUUGUUUCCAAUUGUAAGUGCUGCUAGUAUUUGCGCUAAAGUAACCCGUGAUGCUGCGUUAAAAAAUUGGAAAUUUAUUGAAAGACCUGGAGAAGAUAUUGAUUCAAAUUGGGGAAGCGGAUACCCAAAUGAUCCUGUUACAAAAGAAUAUUUGAAAAAAAACAUAGAUCCGGUAUUUGGAUUUCCUAGUAUUGUACGAUUUUCUUGGUCUACAGCAGAAUUGGUACUAAAAAAUAAUGCAGCACAAGUAGACUGGUCUGAUGAAGAAGAAGAUGAAGACAAAAAAUCAGUACCUAUAACUUCAUUUUUUGGUCAAAAUAGUAAACAAGUUCAACAAAAAACGCCUUUUUUUGAUGAUAGAGGUUUAAUAGUUACAACUAAAUUUUAGUAAAAGAAAAAUCUUUGUCUUAUAUUUGUAUAUUUAAUUUUAAUUAUUAUAAUAGAUAUUAAUAUAACUAUUUUUGGCUCAAAUUAUGUUUACAAUAUUAAACUUCUUAUUUAAAUUCAUAAUUCAAUAAUAAUAUAUUAUAAUAUGUAAAUUAAAAUGAGGUUUUACAUUGUUAAAUACAAUUUUAUAAAUAAAUUAAAAUUAAGUUAGGAAUCUUUAUUAAAUCACAAUAAAUAUUAAAUAUAGACUAUACCCUGUCCCACGAGAGAACAUGCCGGUUCUGUGAAUCACCCCACGUCACCCAGCUAUCGCAACCGGUUCCCCUAUUGCAGGGGGACGCACAGAAAACUUGAUUUUAGUUGUGCCGCGGAAUGAUCUCUUCUGGGACCAAGUAUAAAGAUAUAUUCCCUGUAUUUUAUGUUCAAAAUACGGCAGUAUUCUUUCCUUUUCCAUUAUGGGUUUUUAACAAAUUAGUAA
Molecule: messenger RNA, 1972 nt
Organism: Acyrthosiphon pisum (pea aphid)
Lineage: Eukaryota; Metazoa; Arthropoda; Insecta; Hemiptera; Aphididae
Product: ribonuclease H2 subunit A
Exons: 6
Coding region: 557-1495 (312 amino acids)
Biological process (GO): DNA replication, removal of RNA primer; mismatch repair
Cellular component (GO): ribonuclease H2 complex
Molecular function (GO): RNA-DNA hybrid ribonuclease activity; RNA binding
Source: RefSeq, a predicted model, not a curated record